Molecule: messenger RNA, 1988 nt
Organism: Owenia fusiformis
Lineage: Eukaryota; Metazoa; Annelida; Polychaeta; Sabellida; Oweniidae
Source: the annotation of a GenBank genome assembly
AAAUGAAAAUACAGUUCAGAAUUUAUCAAUACACAGUGGGUUUAAAGAAUCCCGAAAGAUUAAUAUUGACGUUUUUCUUAAGAAUUUCAAUGUCUGUAAAUGGAUUUUAUUCGCUUGAGGAAAUAUUUAGGAUUUCUAUUUAAAUUGAUAACACGAUCCAAUAACUUUGCUUCAUGGGAUGUUUGAUCGGGGUAAUUCAAUUAUAGAGACUUUUAGAAAAUUCCACAAAAAGAGACCCCCAUGGUGUUCUCUUAGGAACUAUUGUAAUCAACUCUGGAACUGGUAUGAAGAAAGCACUAAUUAAAAGUGGAACAUUACUUUAAAACAUAGAACUAACAGAGAAAGUAAUAUAUAAAAAACAUGGGGCAGAGACAAAACAUAAAGAUAGAGCUUGAUGUGCUGCUACUAAGUUGACGGUCAGUAUCCCAAAUGGUACAGACUACAUAGUUUCACCAAUUGACUUUCGCACAACCAGAAAUGUCGACUGCAAUAGAAAAACUACGGGUUGAUGGAAACGUCUUUCAAACAAAGACAACGAGAAACGAAUCCAAACCUCUCAAUUUGCCAAGAGCUCCCGAAAUGAAUUCAAAUCUCGUGUUCAAUGCCGGAUACAAUGUUAUGCCAAGUAAUUGUGGAAAUAUUCAAACUAGAAUCGAACUGGAAGCCAUUUUGAAGCAAAAGAGUCCGAGGUCUUCAUCAUCCAAAGCUACACCAGUGGCCAAAAAGAUGGAUUACUUGUCACGCGUAAAGGACUCAAACCGGGGUCUUUCAUCAAUGGAUAUUGAUCAAAAUGUGAGCAGAAUGCCAACGAUUAAUUUCCAGUUGCAUGGCCAAAGGGUCAGGGCCCAAAGUGCCCCAGAACCAAUCACAUUUCUCCCAGAAGUCAUAUCUGAAGAGAGAAGAGUCAGGAGACAACGUGAAAAAGAAAUGAAGGAAUUGCACAAUAAACGUGCAAGAGUGAAAAACAAUGAACGCCCAAAGACCGAUCAUCCCAAAGGAGACCAGCUGUAUUUACCAUCAUUGAAUUUUGGAUCAGUCGGUACAUCUAGAUUUCCUGAUUUUGACGAUGGUGGCAUUGACGGCAGGCGGUUAUUUUCACCGUUUCGUAUUCCUUCACCAUAUAUUACUGAUUUGGAGUAUUUCGAUUUCGCGGACACAUCAGAAUAUAUGUUUCCGCAAAGAAAAGCAAAACGAGCCCCGAGCACAGUGGAUAAAAACAACAAUGCACUCAACCUACAAGACUUGGAUCUUUGCUUAAAUAUUAAGAACGAAGCUGAGAUAAAAGGUUCCCGCCAAAAUCUAACAUUCGACGAAAUUCGAUUGAAUCAUGAUGGUCAAUUUAUGCAUUAUCCAGUGACUCCAAACAAUCCAUAUCGGAAUAUUAAAUCACAGCAAAAGAAAAAGCGACCAUUCCAAUUCAACUCACUGGACAGCUAUUUGAAUUUUAAUAAAGCUCUCCAAGAAAAUGAUACUAAUAAGGUGCGGUCCCCACCUAUGAAAUCCAUCGAGGGGCAAGCCUUCUCGGAUACCCUAUUACUCCAGAUGAUGUUUGAACUGAAUAGACCAGCAACGGUUGACGUUGAUGACCCGACUACUCCUUUAGCAAGAACAUCAAAGGUCACACCACGCACUCCAAGAUACAGUAAACCAAACACAAAUACUGCAAAUACUCCCAAAAGCGCCAUGAAAAAACAGAACCAAACAUUGUAAAAAACAGUCUUUAAGAAAUGGUUCGUCAUGCCCCAUGUUUAAAUGUAUCAUGGGCUUUCAAAAGAUUGAAUGCCCUGAUGGAUGUAUUGAGGAGUCACCUCAAGUCGAACCAUCACCUUGGGUUGUGUAUGAGACUACACUAUUAUUGUUCUACACUGUAUUGCCAAACUUUUUAUUUGUUGUAAUAUGAAGCUUCGAUUGCGAAGUAAUUAAAUUAAAUCCGUCAUCAUUUGUUGAGAAAUACAAGACUGCAAGAUCUGAAAUAAAUAAGAUGUAUU